AAGCACAGAGGAAUCAGGAUUGCAUCCAGUGGGAACAUUGUCCUAAUCCCCUUCUGCCCUUCUACUUUGUAAACACUCUUCUCUUCGUCGGGGUCACUGAUGCUUUUUUUCUCCUUAUCACAAUAUGCUUCAGUGCAGACGGUGGAAAAACCUAGAAGAAGGAGCAAGGAGAGUAGAUUUCUUAUGAUCUUGAACAGAUUUGGCGCUGCGCCUCACGUGGCGAGCGAGGCCUCAUGGUCGGAGCAUGCCAUGUGUUAGAGCACUGAGGCAGUGGGAGAUCAGGCCCACGUCUGCUCUACGCCGGAUCUGCCGCACCAGGAUCCUGAUGUGGCAGCGGAUACGGGGACUGGCCCGGGCCUGCCAGCAUGGUGUGGGAUACCCGGUGGACUACAAUGACCCAGACCGGGAGGAACAAGAAAUGGUGUGCCUUGAGCCCAUGGGAUCAGAGCGGAUGGAGAUGCGAAAGAGGCAGAUGUCGGUGCAGCAGGAGUCGGCAGCGGGGGGAACUGCACCGGCCCAGCAGGGCCAGCCGGGCCAGGCCAACCCACGGGGCUCAAAUGCAUGUUGCUUCUGCUGGUGCUGCUGCUGUAGCUGUUCCUGGAAUGAAGACAGGGAUGACAGGAACCGAAAAGCAUCGUAUGACGUCAAGGAAGGGACCGCAGACUGUGAAGACUGUCCUAAGCCUACGUUGGAGGAGGUGCGCUCAUGGGGGCAGUCAUUUGACAAGCUGAUGUGUUGCCCAGCGGGGAGGAACUCCUUUCGACAGUUUCUUCGCACUGAAUUCAGCGAGGAGAAUAUGCUCUUCUGGUUAGCCUGUGAGGAAUUCUGCAAAGAGACCAAUAAGAGUGCGAUAGAAGAAAAGGCUCGGGUCAUCUACGAGGACUACAUCUCCAUUCUGUCACCUAAAGAGGUGAGCCUGGACUCCCGUGUGCGCGAGGCGAUCAACAGGAACAUGCUGGAACCCACCUCGCACACGUUUGACGACGCCCAGCUGCAGAUCUACACACUAAUGCAAAGAGACUCGUAUCCCCGCUACAUGAACUCCCCAGCCUACAAAAACCUGCUCAACACUCUGUCAGAGCAGUCCCCCGAAUCUUAGGGUGGUGAAAACCUGUGAUCUUAUAACUCUCUAUAAACCCCACCCCCACACCCCCUUUCAAACCCCGCCCACCCAACCCCCUUAAUCCCCACCCCCCCCACCCCCCUUUUUAAAAAAAUGUUUCUUUAUAUGUUCAGUGUAGGAUUACAUGAACCGGGCCCCGGGCCUGGCCCCUCCCAGGGAUCUCAGCGCUAUUGUGAUCUGCACCUGACCGAAGACACUCAGGUCUCAAAAUCUCCCGAGGGCUCGACAUCACAAGUACUGCUACAGAUCAACAUAGCAAAACACUCCAAAGGAAUAUGAAAACUUUUUUUCUUUUUUUUUUCAGUUUUUUUUUCUUUGUUUUGAUAGAAAUAAUCUAUUUUAUUUGUGUUCAAGAGUUUUUUAUGGUCUGUUGUUUUUUUGUAUGAUUGUCUGGGGGGUAAAUGAUUCCUACUGUAGACUAUAUAUUUAUGAGUUUGUAAAUAGUAAAAAUGGAAUUGUGGGUAUUUUAUGUGGAAACGCCUGGUUCUAUUUACUGCGUAUGAAAAUCAAAGCUCAAGUCAAAGGCUACAUGUUAGCUCUACUUGCAGGCAGCUUUGUGGGGUACUGUAUGUUUCUACCUUGGUUUCACCAACCUCACACUUUGGUACCUGUGACAGUGACUUGGCAACUCCAGUUCAUGUAGACUUUAUGUGUGACUGAACCUAUUGUAUAUGUGUGGUUAUCGCUGAAGUAACAGAAAGUGACGAUAACUCUUGUCACAGUGUGCAAUUUGUUUCCUGAAGAAACUCAAAUCAGCGAUGAAAGGGGUAUUUGAACUUUCUUUACUCAAUCGUAACCACAAAAAUUUUGACUUGCCUAUUUAAGACACGUUUUUUAUUCAAGUGUUACUAACUGCACACCUCAUAGAUUUAUUAUAGUUUUUAAAGUGUGACAGGAAAACCGAAGUAAUUCUAUUUACCAGUAAAAAGUAUUUUUGUUUAUCACUAUCUAUUGCCAACACAGAAAAGCUAACAAGUUAUAUUUGAAGUAAGUGUCAUUUUUUUUAUUUUUUAUUUUGCUUUAUUUUAUGGGUCCUGAUGUUUCCUGAAAAACAAAAACAGAAUAAUUUGGUUGUAAUUAUAACAGCACUGAGAGUUUUAUUUAUACCAGGUCAGGAAAUCCUGAAUAUUUUACUUCUAAAAUAAUUCCAUGCUGAGUUACGUUUCGCAUUUAGAGCAUUUUUUUUUUCUUUUUACAUUUUCGUGUUUAGCUGACCUUUGCACUUACUGAAAGACUCAAGCAAUCGACUGGAAUUAAUGUAGUAGCCUGCCAAUAUUCAGCACUAAAUCGUAUCGUUCCAUCCAGGUAGCUUCUUAGAAAUAGGUGGGAAACGUCAAAGCAAUCUGUGACCCAUGAAAUAAAGUCAUGUACAACUGACAUAUGUUGAUGGCAGAGUUAGUCAUGUAUGUACAGUAUGAUUCUGCACUUAUUUUUUGGCUAAAGAAACAAAA
Sphaeramia orbicularis (orbiculate cardinalfish) is the source of this 2574-nucleotide messenger RNA. RefSeq names its product regulator of G protein signaling 20 (gene rgs20). Bases 245 to 1099 code for a protein of 284 amino acids. The record is from RefSeq and is a predicted model, not a curated record. NCBI's taxonomy places the organism in Eukaryota, Metazoa, Chordata, Actinopteri, Kurtiformes, Apogonidae. The transcript is spliced from 5 exons.